Molecule: messenger RNA, 24358 nt
Organism: Coregonus sp. 'balchen'
Lineage: Eukaryota; Metazoa; Chordata; Actinopteri; Salmoniformes; Salmonidae
Source: the annotation of a GenBank genome assembly
AUGAACCAUGUCUACAAGGAGCGCUUUCCCAAGGUACAGACUGACCAGGACAAACUCUUUAUUCAUUUGUUUAUUAUGACUUAUUUGACAUCAAAACAUUCAGAAAUGAAAUACCUGUAAUUCAAAUAUUAACCAGUUUAUGACAGUCCUUCAAAUGGCUUUUCCAUUGUAAUAAAGCUUACUGUGAGAGCUGUGUGGCAGGGGGCAUAUGUGUGACUCACCUCUACCCCCCCUCCUCCAGGCCACGGCUCAGAUGGAGGACCGGCUGGCUGACUUCUUGUCGUCCUCGGCCCCUGACAAGGUGGUGCCCCUGGCCGACGGGGUCCUCAGCUUCAUCCACCACCAGGUCAUAGAACUGUCCAGAGACUGCCUGGAUAAAAGCCGUGAGGGCUGCAUCACAUCACGCUACUUUUACGAACUGCAAGAGAACCUGGAGAAACUGCUGCAAGAUGUAAGUGGACUAUGUCGUUUUCAUUUGGGGGGCUUUACAGUGAGGGGAAAAAAGUAUUUGAUCCCCUGCUGAUUUUGUACAUUUGCCCACUGACAAAGAAAUGAUCAGUCUAUAAUUUUAAUGGUAGGUUUAUUUGAACAGUGAGAGACAGAAUAACAACAAAUACAUCCAGAAAAACGCAUGUCAAAAAUGUUAUAAAUUGAUUUGCAUUUUAAUGAGGGAAAUCAAUAUUUGACCCCCUCUCAAUCAGAAAGAUUUCUGGCUCCCAGGUGUCUUUUAUACAGGUAACGAGCUGAGAUUAGGAGCACACUCUUAAAGGGAGUGCUCCUAAUUUCAGCUUGUUACCUGUAUAAAAGACACCUGUCCACAGAAGCAAUCAAUCAAUCAGAUUCCAAACUCUCCACCAUGGCCAAGACCAAAGAGCUCUCCAAGGAUGUCAGGGACAAGAUUGUAGACCUACACAAGGCUGGAAUGGGCUACAAGACCAUCGCCAAGCAGUUUGGUGAGAAGGUGACAACAGUUGGUGCGAUUAUUCGCAAAUGGAAGAAACACAAAAUAACUGUCAAUCUCCCUCGGCCUGGGGCUCCAUGCAAGAUCUCACCUCGUGGAGUUGCAAUGAUCAUGAGAACGGUGAGGAAUCAGCCCAGAACUACACGGGAGGAUCUUGUCAAUGAUCUCAAGGCAGCUGGGACCAUAGUCACCAAGAAAACAAUUGGUAACACACUACGCCGUGAAGGACUGAAAUCCUGCAGCGCCCGCAAGGUCCCCCUGCUCAAGAAAGCACAUAUACAGGCCCGUCUGAAGUUUGCCAAUGAACAUCAGAAUGAUUCAGAGGAGAACUGGGUGAAAGUGUUGUGGUCAGAUGAGACCAAAAUCGAGCUCUUUGGCAUCAACUCAACUCGCCGUGUUUGGAGGAGGAAGAAUGCUGCCUAUGACCCCAAGAACACCAUCCCCACCGUCAAACAUGGAGGUGGAAACAUUAUGCUUUGGGGGUGUUUUUCUGCUAAGGGGACAGGACAACUUCACAGCAUCAAAGGGACGAUGGACGGGGCCAAGUACCGUCAAAUCUUGGGUGAGAACCUCCUUCCCUCAGCCAGGGCAUUGAAAAUGGGUCGUGGAUGGGUAUUCCAGCAUGACAAUGACCCAAAACACACGGCCAAGGCAACAAAGGAGUGGCUCAAGAAGAAGCACAUUAAGGUCCUGGAGUGGCCUAGCCAGUCUCCAGACCUUAAUCCCAUAGAAAAUCUGUGGAUGGAGCUGAAGGUUCGUGUUGCCAAACGUCAGCCUCGAAACCUUAAUGACUUGGAGAAGAUCUGCAAAGAGGAGUGGGACAAAAUCCCUCCUGAGAUGUGUGCAAACCUGGUGGCCAACUACAAGAAACAUCUGACCUCUGUGAUUGCCAAAAUGGGUUUUGCCACCAAGUACCAAGUCAUGUUUUGCAGAGGGGUCAAAUACUUAUUUCCCUCAUUAAAAUGCAAAUCAAUUUAUAACAUUUUUGACCUGCGUUUUAAAUAUUAUUAUUUUUUUUAUUUUUUUCUUCUGUCUCUCACUGUUCAAAUAAACCUCCCAUUAAAAUUAUAGACUGAUCAUUUCUUUGUCAGUGGGCAAACGUACAAAAUCAGCAGGGGAUCAAAUACUUUUUUCCCUCACAGUAGGUAUAUUUUCAGAGGUUCACCAACAUCCAUUAGAAUAAUCCAUUAAGUGACGAUAUCGUCCAACUCGUGUUAAUUUAGACAUCGGAGACAGAAAUCAUGUUUGUUCACUCCCCGUCACGUAUAGUUUCAAUAAGGUGCUCACUCAUCUUUAUUAAGGCUGUCAGGCAGUUUGUCUGCAGGCUGUGAGGAAGCCACUUUGACCCGUUUAGUCCAUCAGAAACACAUGAACACCCUCCCUCUCUCCAUCCCUCCCUCUCUAUUUCGGUUCAUAUGGGACACAUUCCCCCCACACCUGCCUCCGAUAUGUUAGUGACAAGAUGGGUUGGUGAUGUCUGUGUUAGGAUUUUAGGGACAUUCCAUGGUGUGUGUGUGUGAUGUGAUGUCAGUGAUGUCUCCAUUAGCUCAGUUACAGUGCUGGGGGGCUCAUGGCUGUGACAUUAUAGCUCCCAGUGGCCUCGUACCAACACCCCAGUUGAGGGGGGGGGGUGUUUCUCCUUUCCUCUCCCUGAUUCUAAUUUCACACCCCAGCAGACAGCGAGGGUGACGGAUGACUCUCCCAGACACCCAAGAGGAGGGGUGCACUGAGAGCGAGACGGGGGGGGGGGAGAGGAGAGAGAGAGGUAAGGGGGGAGGUAGAGAGAGAGGGAGACAGACUAAGGGAGUGAUGAAGCCAUAGGAGGAGGGGUCUGCGGGGAGUUUUCCAGUAUUGGAUUGGCUGUUUAAACCAUCCGGCGUUAGGGCUGAUGCCUGUUGAAAUGUGGUUAAUGUGUGAGAGAGCAGCAGACAGUGUUAACCCCACGACAACCACGCUCUGGCCACACCUGGAGAACGGAACAGAAAGAACGUUGUAGCAGAUCAAGAGAGAACAGAGGGAAGGAGUGUGAGGUUGACGUCACCUCCGGGGUUGGGGCGCGGAGCGGAGCGCGGCAGGUGGGGGCGGCAAUAUAAACGUAUGGUGGAGAUGAUGAGGCGUUGAACAGGUAUCCGGAGUGGAGGGAUCCAGAAGGCCAACGUCCCGUUUAUUUUCCCGUUCUUUCGUUCUCUCCAUCGCUCUGGCCCUGGACAAUGUCUGGCGUGUCGUGGCAGAGGAGGCUAGAGGAAGAGGAGGCGCUGCAACAUGUUCUGGAGCAGAGGCACUGGAGGAGGGAGUGGAGCACACUCACAUGGGAUCACAACGCUUUUCCAGUUGAGUCUCGGGUCUUGUCUCCUGUCACUUUGCGUUUGGGGGGUGAUGUUUGGAUUGAGGUCAGGGUGCUGGUCUCUGCUGGAUCAUCUUGGUUUGUUACAAGGGACAGGUAUGGGAUUGUGAGAGCUUAUGCUUAUUAAGUAACCAAUGGUAUUGUAUAAGUUUACUUUUUGGGCUUGAAAGGAGCACAGACCUCUUGACGUAUUGUGUCUGGUACACACCUUAUUAUGGUGAUUCAGUGUAUGAUAUUUGGCACCGUACAUGAACACUCUCUCUUGCAGUCAGUCUGUGUUGUCAGCCAGUGGUGGUGAUCAGUGCUCUUCAUUGUCUUGUCUCUGUGCUGCCAGAGCUCCAGACCACUACUUUAACCCUCCUCUAGCCAGGCCACCCGUCCAUUCCACCCCACACAGCGACACCAUUAAAAACCGCACAGGAGACCACCUCAUCCACCUUAACCUCCACCUCUACUCCAGGCCUCAGUGACCUGUCACCAUAGCAGCCCCCAGGGUAACCUCAGAGACCCAGGUCACCUGAGGGGGGAGUGAGUUAGGCUAGGCUGCCAGCUCAGCACUCUCCAUCAGUCACAGUGUGUCAGAGGUAGUCCUGUGGCUGGCUGGCCAUCACUCACAGUUACAGGGUCUCACAGGCAGUUUAGAAGACACGCGCACACAGGCAGAGACGCUCUCGUUCGCCCACACACAUUUGCACACACAAAGAUAUUCACACACACACACACACACACACAUUAAUUAUAUGUAAACUCACACAUACAGAGACACUGUUCUCCCACACACACACACACACACACACACACACACACACACACACACACACACACACACACACACAGACUGUGACACACACACACACACAGUGUGGUUAAUUAGCGGCUGUGAGCAUGAAUAACAGUCCCACUGCUGCUCCAUUAUUCACCGAUCACUCGUCUAUACUGGUAGGACAUCCCCCUUUCCCUCCAUUUCCUCCCUCCAUCUCCAGCGCUUUGGAGCUUUCAUUACCUUUAUAAAUUAUUCAGGGUCUGAUUGGAGCCCCUGGGGCCUCUGCCUACCUGCCUGCCUACCUGCCUGCCUGCCUGCCUGCCUGUCUAGCUGCCUGUCUAGCUACCUGCCUAGCUACCUACCUGCCUACCUGCCUGCCUGUCUGUCUAGCUGCCUACCUGUCUGCCUGCCUGCUGUCUGUCGGUCUGCCUGCCUGCCCACCUGUCUGUCUGCCUGCCUGCCCACCUGUCUGCCUGCCCACCUGUCUGCCUGCCCGCCCACCUGUCUGCCUGCCUACCUGUCUGCCUGCCUGCCUACCUGUCUGCCUACUUGUCUGCCUACCUACCUUCCUUCCUUCCUACCUACCUACCUACCUGUCUGCCCACCUACCUGUUACUAUUUAUUAGCGUGUGGCAGACAGACACGUGGCCAGGCCGUGUUUAUUAACAGGCUCUAUCUCUCUAUUAGGCUCUCUUCCACUAUACCUCUCUGAUGGAUGUGUGUCUUAGACCCCCCCCCCAUCACCUAGGAAUCCGAGGUGCUCUCUAGGUGGUGUUGCCAUUCUAAAGCAUGUUUUCUGCAAUUCUACACAUUUCGCCAUGGGGGGAUUGAUCCGAGGGCCCAUGCCUAGUGUAAACUAUCUUUCUGAUAGUGUGUGGACUAACAACUUUCUUAUCCCCCCCCCCCCCCCCACUUCAGGUAGUACUGAUGGUUCAUACCACCACUCUUCUAACUCUGCUGUCCUCUCUGGGUUGAUGUCUAGGCUCACGAGCGCUCGGAGAGUGUGGAGGUCACCUUUGUCACCCAGCUGGUUAGGAAGCUGAUGAUCGUCAUCGCUCGGCCUGCACGCCUGUUAGAAUGUCUGGUAAGAGGAACAAGAGAGGGGAAGACGGGGAAUAAUCUGAAAUGUUUCCCAACAAUGUUUCCUUCAAAUGAAUGAACAUCUCACACCUAAGUGCUUGCUGGAGGAAGAAAGAUGAUGAGUGUCUAUAUCAGGGUUUACAGAUGUGAAAAAUGACUCGUUUUCAAAUCCUUUUCUUAUUUUUCUCAUAAAUUAGUUCCUAUUUGCAAGCCAUUCAUUUUCCUCCCAUAGUUAAUAAGCCACCUAGCCACUCAGCGAGGGAAAUUAAAGAGAUUUACUCCUAAUUGUGCGGUAACUCAAGCAUGACACUGUAUUUAUUGUCCUCUGUCCUCAGAGACAGAUUCAGUGCACAUGAAACAGCCUACAACACAUAUGUUUAUUUAUCACCCAUAAGGGCUUCCUCCUAUCCAUCCAACCUCCCAGCUCCUUCUCUCCAGCAGGCCCAGAACGCUGCUGUUCUCUGCCCAGCCAGGGAGAGGGGAGUGGGGGUAGAGACGGUGCUUCAUCAACCCCCCUCCUCCUCCUCCAUGGCUAAGCAGCUGGAACCUUCCCUCCACCUCAGCCCUCUCUCAGGAGAUGUGCGGGAGGGAGGGAGACAGAGGAGAGAAUAGAGAGCUGCCCCAGUGCUCACGUCUGUAUUUUUGACUAAUCACAUGCAGCCGAUGAUAUGACAACACACAAGAUGGGUUUUUACAAAUGGACGCGCACACAGCUUGAAGAGAGAUGGUGGGGGGUAGACUGGGGUGGUGCGGGGUAAACCUAGGCUCUAUGGCUCUAUGUCUUUGUCAGAGGACAAGGAAACAAAGGAUUGUUCACCUACAGUACAGUGCUGCUGUCCGAUGUUGUGGAUUAUUUUGCAUUAUAAACUGGGUGGUUCGAGCCCUGAAUGCUGAUUGGCUGACAGCCGUGGUAUAUCAGACCAUAUACCACAGAUAUGACAAAACAUAUAUUUUUACUGCUCUAAUUAAGUUGGUAACCAGUUUAUUAUAGCAAUUAGGCACCUCGGGGGUUUGUGGUAUAUGUCUAAUGUACCACAGCUAAGGGCUGUAUCCAGGCACUUUGCGUCGUGUCUAAGAACAGCCUUUAGCCGUGGUAUAUUGGCCAUAUACCACACCCCCUCGGGCCUUAUUGCUUAAAUCCAUUUUCAUGACCUCUUCUUGAUAAUGCUCUCAGGAUAUGUGUUCAGGUUCCCCCUCAGGUUGAGCCAGUGAGCCACAACAAACACACACACAUUCUAACCUCUAUUGCAUUGUUUGAUUUUAACACACUCUUCUCUCCCUUCCCCUCACUCUACCCCCUUUCCUUUUCUCUCCCUCCCUCUACCACCUCCUCCUUUUCUCUCACCCUCACUCUACCCCCCCCCCCCCCCCCCCCGGUCUGCAGGAGUUUGACCCAGAGGAGUUCUACCACUUGUUGGAAGCAGCAGAGGGCCAUGCCAAGGAGGGCCAGGGCAUCAAGUCAGACAUCCCACGCUACAUCAUCAGCCAGCUGGGUCUCACCAGGGAUCCCGUGGAGGAGAUGGCCCAGCUGAGCAGCUACGACAGUGGGAACCCUGACACACCAGAGACAGACGACGCUGUGGAUAGUCGAGGAGCUCCCCCUAAAACCAAGGCCCCACGGGAGGAGGACUUUGAGAACAUCAAGCUCAUCAGCAACGGGGCCUAUGGGUAAGACCGAGCGAGAGAGCGACAGACUGAGAGACAGACAGACUUGGACCUUUAUGAGACCGUAGAUUGAGACUGAAGCUUCCCCCAUGGUUUUGUUACCCCAUGACAAUGAUGAUAACGAUCACAAAAUGUCUAACAUUGUUGACACCAUUUGAUUAUUUCUCUCCUCUUCCCCCUUCUCUCUCUGUGACCCUUCUCUCUCUCUCUCGCUCUCCAUCUCCAUCUCUCUCUCUCCAUCUCUCUCCAUCUCCAUCUCUCUCUCUCCAUCUCGCUCUCUCUCUCUCUCUCUCUCCAUCUCUCUCUCUCUCUCUCUCUCCAUCUCGCUCUCUCUCUCUCUCUCCAUCUCCAUCUCUCUCUCUCCAUCUCUCUCUCUCAAUCUCUCAAUCUCUCUCUCUUCAUCUCGCUCUCUCUCUCUCUCUCAAUUCAAUUUCAAUUUCAAUUUAAUUUAAGGGCUUUAUUGGCAUGGGAAACGUGUGUUAACAUUGCCAAAGCAAGUGAAGUAGAUAGUAAACAAAAGUGAAAUAAACAAUAAAUAUUAACAGUAAACAUUACACUCAGAAGUUUAAAAAGAAUAAAGACAUUUCAAAUGUCAUAUUAUGUAUAUAUACAGUGUUGUAACAAUGUGCAAAUAGUUAAAGUACAAAUGGGAAAAUAAAUAAACAUAAAUAUGGGUUGUAUUUACAAUGUUGUUUGUUCUUCACUGGUUGCCCUUUUCUUGUGGCAACAGGUCACAAAUAUUGCAGCUGUAUACAUUUACAUUUACGUCAUUUAGCAGACGCUCUUAUCCAGAGCGACUUACAGUUAGUGAAUACAUUUUAUUUUUUUAUUUUUUUAUACUGGCCCCCCGUGGGAAUCGAACCCACAACCCUGGCGUUGCAAACGCCAUGCUCUAUCAACUGAGCUACAUCCCUGCCGGCCAUUCCCUCCCCUACCCUGGACGACACUGGGCCAAUUGUGCGCCGCCCAUGAGUCUCCCGGUCGCGGCCGGCUGCGACAGAGCCUGGAUUCGAACCAGGAUCUCUAGUGGGACAGUUAGCACUGCGAUGCAGUGCCUUAGACCACUGAUGGCACACUGUGGUUUUUCACCCAGUAGAUAAGGGAGUUUCUCAAAAUUGGGUUUGUUUUCAAAUUCUUUGUGGAUCGCUGUAAUCUGAGGGAAAUAUGUGUUUCUAAUAUGGUCAUACAUUUGGCAGGAGGUUAGGAAGUGCAGCUCAGUUUCCACCUCAUUUUGUGGGCAGUGUGCACAUAGCCUGUCUUCUCUUGAGAGCCAGGUCUGCCUACGGCGGCCUUUCUCAAUAUCAAGGCUAUGCUCACUGAGUCUGUACAUAGUCAAAGCUUUCCUUAAGUUUGGGUCAGUCACAGUGGUCAGGUAUUCUGCCACUGUGUACUCUCUGUUUAGGGCCAAAUAGCAUUCUAGUUUGCUCUGUUUUUUUGUUUGUUCUUUCCAAUGUGUCAAGUAAUUCUCUUUUUGUUUUCUCAUGAUUUGGUUGGGUCUAAUUGUGUUGUUGUUGUUGUUGUUGUUGUUGUUGUUGUUGUCCUGGGGCUGUGUGGGGUCUGUUUGUGUUUGUGAACAGAGCCCCAGGACAAGCUUACUUAGGGGACUCUUCUCCAAGUUCAUCUCUUUGUAGGUGAUGGCUUUGUUAUGGAAGGUUUGGGAAUCGCUUCCUUUUAAGUGGUUAUAGAAUUUAACGGCUCUUUUCUGGAUUUUGAUAAUUAGCGGGUAUUGGCCUAAUUCUGCUCUGCAUGCAUUAUUUGGUGUUUUACGUUGUACACGGAGGAUGUUUUUGCAGAAUUCUGCAUGCAGAGUCUCAAUUUGGUGUUUGUCCCAUUUUGUGAAUUCUUGGUUGGUGAGCGGACCCCAGACCUCAGAACCAUUAAGGGCAAUGGGUUCUAUAACUGAUUCAAGUAUUUUUAGCCAGAUCCUAAUUGGUAUGUCAAAUUUUAUGUUCCUUUUGAUGGCAUAGAAGGCCCUUCUUGCCUUGUCUCUCAGAUCGUUCACAGCUUUGUGGAAGUUACCUGUGGCGCUGAUGUUUAGGCCGAGGUAUGUAUAGUUUUUUGUGUGCUCUAGGGCAACGGUUGUCUAGAUGGAAUUUGUAUUUGUGGUCCUGGCAACUGGACCUUUUUUGGAACACCAUUAUUUUUGUCUUACUGAGAUUUACUGUCAGGGCCCAGGUAUGACAGAAUCUGUGCAGAAGAUCUAGGUGCUGCUGUAGGCCCUCCUUGGUUGGUGACAGAAGCACCAGAUCAUCAGCAAACAGAAGACAUUUGACUUCAUAUUCUAGUAGGGUGAGGCCGGGUGCUGCAGACUGUUCUAGUGCCCUCGCCAAUUCGUUGAUAUAUAUGUUGAAGAGGGUGGGGCUUAAAACUGCAUCCCUGUCUCACCCCACGGCCCCUGUGGAAAGAAAUGUGUGUGUUUUUUGCCAAUUUUAACCGCACACUUGUUGUUUGUGUACAUGGAUUUUAUAAUGUCGUAUGUUUUUCCCCCAACCCCACUUUCCAUCAAUUUGUAUAGCAGACCCUCAUGCCAAAUUGAGUCAAAAGCUUUUUUGAAAUCAACAAAGCAUGAGAAGACUUUGCCUUUGUUUUGGUUUGUUUGUUUGUCAAUUAGGGUGUGCAGGGUGAAUACGUGGUCUGUCGUACGGUAAUUUGGUAAAAAGCCAAUUUGACAUUUGCUCAGUACAUUGUUUUCACUGAGGAAAUGAACUAGUCUGCUGUUAAUGAUAAUGCAGAGGAUUUUCCCAAGGUUGCUGUUGACGCAUAUCCCACGGUAGUUAUUGGGUUCAAAUUUGUCUCCACUUUUGUGGAUUGGGGUGAUCAGUCCUUGGUUCCAAAUAUUGGGGAAGAUGCCAGAGCUAAGGAUGAUGUUAAAGAGUUUAAGUAUAGCUAAUUGAAAUUUGUGGUCUGUAUAUUUUAUCAUUUCAUUGACGAUACCAUCAACACCACAGGACUUUUUGGGUUGGAGGGUUUGUAUUUUGUCCUGUAGUUCAUUCAAUGUAAUUGGAGAAUCCAGUGGGUUCUGGUAGUCUUUAAUAGUUGAUUCUAAGAUUUGCAUUUGAUCAUGUAUAUUUUUUUGCUGUUUGUUCUCUGUUAUAGGGCCAAAAAGAUUGGAGAAGUGGUUUACCCAUACAUCUCCGUUUUGGAUAGAUAGCUCUUCGUGUUGUUGUUUGUUUAGUGUUUUCCAAUUUUCCCAGAAGUGGUUAGAGUCUAUGGAUUCUUCAAUUACAUUGAGCUGAUUUCUGACAUGCUGUUCCUUCUUUUCCGUAGUGUAUUUCUGUAUUGUUUUAGUGAUUCACCAUAGUGAAGGCGUAGGCUCAGGUUUUCUGGGUCUCAAUGUUUUUGGUUGGAUAGGUUUCUCAAUUUCUUUCUUAGGUUUUUGCAUUCUUCAUCAAACCAUUUAUCACUGUUAUUACUUUUCUUUGGUUUUCUGUUAGAGAUUUUUAGAUUUGAUAGGGAAGCUGAGAGGUCAAAUAUACUGUUUAGGUUUUCUACUGCCAAGUGUACACCUUCACUAUUACAGUGGAACGUUUUGUCCAGGAAGUUGUCUAGAAUGGAUAGAAUUUGUUGUUUCCUAAUUGUUUUUUGGUAGGUUUCAACACUACUUUCCUUCCAUCUAUAGCAUUUCUUAAUAUUAUUCAGUUCCUUUGGCUUUGAUGCCUCAUGAUUGAGUAUUGCUCUGUUCAAGUAGACUGUGAUUUUGCUGUGGUCUGAUAGGGGUGUCAGUGGGCUGACUGUGAACGCUCUGAGAGACUCUGGGUUGAGGUCAGUGAUAAAGUAGUCUACAGUACUACUGCCAAGAGAUGAGCUAUAGGUGUACCUACCAUAGGAGUCCCCUCGAAGCCUACCAUUGACUAUGUACAUACCCAGUGUGCGACAGAGCUGCAGUAGUCGUGACCCGUUUUUGUUGGUUAUGUUGUCGUAGUUGUGCCUAGGGGGGCAUAUGGGGGAGGGAAUGCUGUCACCUCCAGGUAGGUGUUUGUCCCCCUGUGUGCUGAGGGUGUCAGGUUCUUGUCCAGUUCUGGCAUUUAGGUCGCCACAGACUAGUACAUGUCCCUGGGUCUGGAAAUGAUUGAUUUCCCCCUCCAGGAUGGAGAAACUGUCUUCAUUAAAGUAUGGGGAUUCUAGUGGGGGGAUAUAGGUAGCACACAGGAGGACAUUUUUCUCAGUUGAGAUAAGUUCCUUUUGAAUUUCUAACCAAAUGUAAAAUGUUCCUGUUUUGAUUAAUUUAAUAGAGUGAGUUAGGUCUGCUCUAUACCAAAUUAGCAUACCCCCUGAGUCCCUUCCCUGUUUCACACCUGGUAGUUUGGUGGAUGGGACUACCAGCUCUCUGUAACCUAGAGGGCAACCAGUGGGUCCGUCUCCUCUAUACCCAUGUUUCUUGUAGGAUGACAAUGUCUGUAUUUCCGAUUUCUUUGGUGAAGUCCAGAUUCUGCUCUUUAGGCCAAAGGCAGAUGACCUUAGGCCUUGGAUAUUCCAGGAUGAAAUAGGUGAAGCGAGGUGGGUGUCCAUAAGGGGGCUAAUGUUGUGUGUCUGGUGUGUGGUGGGGCAGAUACUCUCUCUAUCUAGAGAGAUAGAUGACAGAGAGGUAGAGAGAGCGCGCUCUCUCUCUCUCUCUCUUCUCUCUUCUCUCAAUCUUUCUUUCUAUCUCGCUGAGAGAGCGAAGAAAGGCGUGACUCUGCGAAUAAGCUGCGCGUCUCGCGCUCGCUCGUCGCGUGUCUCGUCGAUCGCUCUCUCUCUCUUCUGCUGAUCACGCUCUGCGCACGCGCGCUCGUCGUCUAUUGCUCGCUCGUGCGCGCGCGCGCGCCAGGCCACGUAUGCGCGCGCGCGCGCGCGCGCACUGGCCGCGCGACGCCGCGCGCGACCCCGAGAGAGCUGAGCGCGGGACGACGAGGAGCAACGCCCGCAGAGAGGCAGCGCGAGAGCGCGCGCCGCACAGAGCAUGUAGAGAGGCUGAGUAAAGAGAGAGACGAGGGUCCUGGACGAGGGCCAAUAUGACGAGACCGAGACGAGGAGAGAGGGAGAGUCAGCCGCACGAGACAAGAGCCCACUAUAACGAGAGAGUCUCCCGGUAAGCUCACGGAGAGGAGCAGCGAGAGUAGAGCAGAUGCAGAGACCGGUCCUAGAGAGAGAUGGGGAUGGAGAGAGUGGCAGGAGACCGAGCGCAGUAGAAGGAGCCAAGAGAGCGAGACGCGAGAGAGACGAGCAGACCUCUCGCCUCUAUUCUCUUCUUACUUCGCUCUCUCACUGUCUCUCCAGUGCUGGGUUUCUUUGGCUGCGACACCAAGGUUCUAGACUAGUCAGCGUGUUUGCCUUAUUGAACGAGACUCAACCAAGCACAGAACUCCUGCACUCCUGAGAUAUCGGCAGGAAACCAGAUCCAUGCAGGUCAUUUAGUAGAGGAGAGACCAUCCUUGCACUUUCGCUGAGAACCACUUUUGGUCUCAACUGUUCUGCUCCUGGAGACACGCCUUGCCUUACCUCUGUUUAUGGUGCUGAGUAUGGCUAGAAGGAUGAUGCUGAUUAUACACACAAGUUCACAAAAUCAGGGGUUAGCAACCCUGCUCUCUUGUUGUAAUCGAUUCAAGCCUACAUCAACGCCGGGUCCUGACUGAGCACGCUAAUUAGUAGCAAUCGGGAAGGGGCCCAUCCUCUUCAUUACGUAUGUUAUACACACCACUGACACAGUUAGGUCUCAAACUCACCAUCGUUGUGAAAAUCGGCGGUGCUAUAUCAUGACCUGUCGUUGCUUGUACCCACGAUGGGUGGUCGACCCUGGAAUGUCGUUGCCUUUUACCCCGAUGGGGUGGUGCACUGACUGCUCUCUCUGCCUCUCUACACCCGACUGGGUGGUGACCCGACUGUCGGGCAUCUUACACCCUGAAGGUGGCUGACUGGACUGUCGUGCAUCUACUCCCCGACCGGGUUGGUGACCUGGGGACUGUCAGACUUGUUUACCCCGACUGGGUCGGUGACUCUGACGUCGUUUGCCUUUACCUGACUGGGUGGUGACGACGGUUGUUCGCCCUUCUACCCGACCUGGGUGGUCGCACCUGACUGUCGUUGCAUCUACUCCGACUGGGUGGUGACUGACUGUCGUUGCCUUUACCCCGACUGGGUGGUGACUGACUGUCGUUGCCUUUACCCGACUGCGGUCGGUGAUGACUUGUCGUGCCUUUACCUCGAUGGGUGGUGACUGACUGUCACGUCAUGGCCUUAUACUCCCCGGACUGGGUGGGUGACUCUGACUGAUCGUUGCCCUCUACUCCGAACUGGCGGUUGGUGACCUGCUGUCGUUGCCUUUACCCCGACUGGGUGGCACGACUUACUGUCGUUUGCCUUUACCUGAAGGCGGUGGUUGACCACCUGGCAACGGUCGAUUGCCUCUUACUCCGACUGCCCCCCGGUAAGAGUUGAAACUUGAAUGUCGUUGCUCUAAUCACGACUGGUGGUGCACUGACUGUCGUUGCCUUUACCCCGACUGGGUGGUGACUGACUGUCGUUCGACUUUACCUGAUGGGUGGGUGAAUGGAGGCUGUUUAGGUACUUGACUUGCCUCUACACCAUGACUAGGAUGUGGACCUGGGGUGUAUAAUGACUGCACUCUUUUUUCUACAAGGACUAGUCUGGUUACUGGAGUGUAUUCUGGGUGGGGUGUUUAUACUGACUUGCCUCUACCCCAUGACUAGGACUCCCCUGUGACUGGGGGUGCGUGUAUUAUCUGACUGCCUCUACACUGAUCCUAGGAUGGUUGACUGGAGGGUGUCUUACUGAAUGACUUAUUGACACUGACUAGGUACGUGUAUCUUGGCCCCGCGGUGUAUACCCACUGACUGACUCUUUCUACACGUGCUUUAGGAUGUGACCUCCGCGCGUCGGGUAUAUGACUCGCUCUUACAUUGUGAAAUAGCGUAUUCGCUGUUGACUGCGGGCUGUAUAUGACAUCCGCAUCCCUACACCUGGACCUAGCAUUGUGACCAUUGGGGGUGUUAUACGACUGCCUCAUCACUGACCUAGGAUUGUGACCUGGGGGUCUGUUAUACUGCCUGCCUUUCUUUCAGCCACGAAUGGAUGUGACCUGUGAAUGGGGCCCUUGGGUUUUUCGUACUGUACUGAGCCUUACUACCACCCACGACACUUAGGCAGGUGAUGGUUGUGGUUGUAUACUGCAUCCUGAUCCUACACCGGACUAGGACUCCUUCCUGUGACUGGGGUGUAUUACUGACUGCUCUACCAUGAAUCAGGACCCCCAUCUUCCUGUGACUGGGGCCCCCCGGCGUGUAUACUGACCCUGCCUUCUAUAAUGUAUCUAGGAUGUUGUGACUGGGCGGGUAUUCAUGACUGCCUUUAUCCUAAACUGGCACUGGACCCCCUACGGAUGGACUGGGGGUGUAUUACUGACCCGCCCUCCUACACUGACUAGGAUGUGACUGGGGGUUUACUGCACUGCCUCUACCCUGACUAGGAUGUUUGACGUUGGGGGUUGUUAUUCCACUGACUGCUCUGACACUGAAUAGGAUGUGGACCUGUCGGUUUCCUGCGCUGCCUAUCUUAUGUUGCACUGUUUUUCAUUCUCACACACUGACUCGGACCUGUGCACUGGCCGGGUGUAUACUGGCACUGCCUUACCCUACUAGGCGUGUGAAUGGGGGUGUAUACUGACUGCCUCUACACUGACUAGGAAGUGACUGGGGGUGGUAUACUGACUGCCUCUACACUGACUAGGAUGUGACUGGGGGGUGUAUACUGACUGCCUCUACACUGACUAGGAUGUGACUGGGGGGUGUUAUAUGACUGCCCUCUACACUGACUAGGAUGUGACUGGGGGGUGUAUACUGACUGCCUCUACACUGACUAGGAUGUGACUGGGGGUUGUAUACUGGACUGCCUCUACACUGACUAGGAUGUGACUGGGGGUGUAUACUGACUGCCUCUACACUGACUAGGAUGUGACUGGGGGGUGUAUACUGGACUGCCUCUACACUGACUAGGAUGUGACUGGGGGUGUUUUAAUUACUGACUGCCUCUACACUGACUAGGAUGUGACUGGGGGUGUAUACUGACUGCCUCUACACUGACUAGGAUGUGACUGGGGGUGUAUACUGACUGCCUCUACACUGACUAGGAUGUGGACUGGGGUGUAUACUGACUGCCUCUACACUGACUAGGAUGUGACUGGGGGUGUAUACUGACUGCCUCUACACUGACUAGGAUGUGACUGGGGGUGUAUACUGACUGCCUCUACACUGACUAGGAUGUGACUGGGGGUGUAUACUGACUGCCUCUACACUGACUAGGAUGUGACUGGGGGUGUAUACUGACUGCCUCUACACUGACUAGGAUGUGACUGGAGGUGUAUACUGACUGCCUCUACACUGACUAGGAUGUGACUGGGGGUGUAUACUGACUGCCUCUACCCUCCCCAGGUGGUGACUGUGCCACCCUGCUGAAGAGCAUCGGAGCUCUGCCCGUGGACAUGGCACGCAUGUACUUCGCUGAGACUGUGCUGGCACUGGAGUACCUCCACAACUAUGGCAUUGUACACAGAGACCUCAAACCUGACAAGUAAGACACACACACACACACACACACUGUCCUCUAGUCUAGAAAGCUUUAACUGCCAUAUGACUUGCCAUUGAUCAUUAAUACUUCUCAUGGGCUUUAAUAAUUCACAAUCUAUAUGCUUUAUUCACUAUCUCAUGAUGCUAACAUCAUAUCUCUCUCCCCCCUUCCUGCAGUCUUCUGAUCACGUCAAUGGGCCACAUCAAGCUGACAGACUUUGGGCUGUCUAAGAUCGGUCUGAUGAGCCUCACCACCAACCUGUAUGAAGGACACAUAGAGAAAGAUACCAGGGAGUUCCUGGAUAAACAGGUACAGAGAGAGAGAGAGAGAGAGAGAGAGAGACCUCUGGCCAGGGGCAGACUGGGACAAAAAAUCAUCCAAGGCAUUUCUAACACACCAGCCCAUUUUUUUCCACAUCGGCCCAUUUUCUUUCCUGGAGGCCCCCACAUGGGCCAAUUUUUUAUUUGAGGCACCCAUUAUUUGCCAGAUAAUUAUCAUUUUGCACAAAAAAUAAAUAAAAAUUUGACAGUCCCACUAGGCUUAAAAUGGACCAGCCCAUCUAGCAUUUGCCCUGAAAUGCCAGAUGACCAGUCCGCCCCUGCCUCUAGCGCCCAACACAUAACACCCUAACUCUGUAACUGGUCACUCACUCUUCCCUUAUGUAUAACAGUGUCUAUGACCGAAGUGUAUGACAAUGUGAACAGGUAUGAGACAAACGGACUAAGGGAAAAUGCAACGUUGUACUGUAUGUUGGUGGGCAUUUCUCUAUUUCUCCCUGCCUAUACUUGACCCUUCCCCUCUGUGUGUGUAUGACCAGGUGUGUGGUACCCCAGAGUACAUAGCCCCAGAGGUGAUCCUGAGACAGGGCUACGGGAAGCCAGUGGACUGGUGGGCCAUGGGGGUCAUCCUGUAUGAGUUCCUGGUGGGCUGUGCCCCUUUCUUUGGAGACACGCCUGAGGAGCUCUUUGGACAGGUCAUCAGUGGUGAGUACCACGGAUAACGGACACACAUUAACACAGGGAGUCUGAAUUGUUAACAGAGGGAAAAGGGAGAGGGAGAGAGAGAAAUGUAAGAAAAAGUAUCGCUUUGUUUUACAAACGUUUGUGGAAAAAUCCAUCUGACCACAGUGUCUGCUCCAUGUCUCUAUUUGUAGAUGAGAUCAUAUGGCCAGAGGAGGAGGAGGCUCUUCCUAACGAUGCCCAGGACCUCAUCUCUAAACUCCUUAGACAGAACCCUCUGGAGAGGCUAGGCACAGGUGAUGGUUUGGAAACAUGUUAUUUGACAAACAUAACUCAUAGAAACAAAUAGAGGACCUGCACGUCUCACAUUACACAGUUUCAAAUUGUCAUUUGCUCUUUAUCGGUCUGUUUGUGUUGUAGGCAGUGGUCUCCAUCUCAUUCCUUCUCUCUGUGUUGUAGGCAGUGGUCUCCAUCUCAUUCCUUCUCUCUGUGUUGUAGGCAGUGGUCUCCAUCUCAUUCCUUCUCUCUGUGUUGUAGGCAGUGGUCUCCAUCUCAUUCCUUCUCUCUGUGUUGUAGGCAGUGGUCUCCAUCUCAUUCCUUCUCUCUGUGUUGUAGGCAGUGGUCUCCAUCUCAUUCCUUCUCUCUGUGUUGUAGGCAGUGGUCUCCAUCUCAUUCCUUCUCUCUGUGUUGUAGGCAGUGGUCUCCAUCUCAUUCCUUCUCUCUGUGUUGUGUAGGCAGUGGUCUCCAUCUCAUUCCUUCUCUCUGUGUUGUGUAGGCAGUGGUCUCCAUCUCAUUCCUUCUCUCUGUGUUGUAGGCAGUGCAUUUGAGGUGAAACAGCACCGGUUCUUCUAUAACCUGGACUGGAACACUCUGCUGAGACAGAAGGCAGAGUUCAUCCCUCAGCUAGAAUCAGAGGACGACACCAGCUACUUUGACAGUAAGUCACACCUGCUGUACCUCCAGUAACACCCUGAGCCUAUUCUACUAUUUCUUUACUCAAACAACAUUGGAACAAUAGAAUACAACUCCUGAAAAUGAGUUAGUGGACAGUCCAGUCCAGUAGUCUUGUGUAACGCUACUCUCUCUCUCUCUCUCUCUCUCUCCAGCCCGUUCAGACAGGUACCACCACAUGGACUCUGAAGACGAAGACGACGCCAACGAUGACGAACACGUAGAGAUACGCCAGUUCUCCUCCUGCUCGCCCCGCUUCAGCAAGGUAAACAACACACACACACACACACAGAGCACCCCCUUGCUGAAAAUGUCAUCACUUCAUGUACAACAUCAUUUUCCAUUUUUAAAAAAAAUAAUAAAAUCAAACUGUGUGUGUAGGUGUACAGCAGUAUGGAGCGUCUGUCCCUCCAUGAGGAGAAGAGGAACCCCCCGCCCACCAAGCGGAGCCUUAGUGAGGAAGGGGGAGAACGCAUCGACAGCCUCAGUAGUCUGAAGUCCAGAGACCGUGCCUGGCUGGUGGGGUCACCUGAGAUGUGAGUAUAGGGGGGUUCUUCUGAGGACACCAAAGCCUCAUUUACUGAUAGUCUGUACUCAUUAUUUAAGUCUUCCACUAAAUGAGCGUUCGGUCUCUUCCAUCACCAACAACAGAACUGUUGCCUUAGAGAUUUUUAAUCGCUAGCAAUUUACCUGGCUACGGUCGUUGACAAACAUCAUAUAUUCUGUAUGUGCUGUAUGGUAACCUCCCUCCCUGUGUGUCUCCCUCCCUCAGCCUGCGUAAGCGUCUGUCUGUCUCAGAGUCGUCCCACACCGAGAGCGACUCCAGCCCUCCCCUGACAGUGCGAAGACGCUGCUGCUCCGCCAUCAUCGAGAUGCCGCGCUUCGCCAUCUCCUCAGAGGAGGAAGCAGGGGUGGCCCCCAGCCAUAAGAGCCCCAGCCUUCUCAGCCAGACCCCCGGUGGGGUCAGGGGCCCCCGCAGCGAGGACCUGCCCCUCUCCAUCCCUGAGCUCCCUGUGGAGAGAGAGCUGAAACUGGACGAGUCCCCAACAACACCAGACUCUACAGCCAGCCAGCUCAGCAAAGCCACACUCACACGUCAGUACAGUGCAAUAUAAUAUAAAACAACUUUAUUGUCCAUAUGUUACAGCAAACAACAGAAACUGGCAAAACAUAUACUAUAUAUGGAUAUACUGUGUGUCUGCUUUGAUUCACAUAGCCCUCUGGUUCCAUAGAGGUGGAGGGGCUGUCCGUCCUGUGUUUUCUCUUGACGCGUUGCGGUGCAGAAUCAGGUUGCUGACCUACUCCCAACAGGUUCUCCAGACCCUGAAGGGCAGGUUACUGCCUAUAGCUGUUAACCGUGUGGUCGGUGUAUCAAACUAAGCAGCUCAUUCGCGAAACCCUGAAUAUUGUAUUGAAUGCAAUUUGAAGAGAUUAGUAUGAAAAUGUAUGCACUAACUGUAAGUCGCUCUGGAUAAGAGCGUCUGCUAAAUGACAAAUGUAAAAUGUAAAUGUAAAUUCCAUUCACAUUACAAAAUGUCUUACAGUAUUUACCUGUUACUGGAUUCCCUGUCUUUACCUCUGACUUUACCUCUGACUUUACCUCUGUCUUUACCUCUGUCUUUACCUCUGACUUUAUCUCUGACUUUAUCUCUGACUUUACCUCUGUCUUUACCUCUGACUUUACCUCUGUCUUUACCUCUGACUUUACCUCUGACUUUACCUCUGACUUUACCUCUGACUUUACCUCUGACUUUACCUCUGACUUUACCUCUGACUUUACCUCUGUCUUUACCUCUGUCUUUACCUCUGACUUUACCUCUGUCUUUACCUCUGUCUUUACCUCUGUCUUUACCUCUGUCUUUACCUCUGACUUUACCUCUGACUUUACCUCUGACUUUACCUCUGACUUUACCUCUGACUUUACCUCUGUCUUUACCUCUGUCUUUACCUCUGUCUUUACCUCUGACUUUAUCUCUGACUUUAUCUCUGACUUUACCUCUGACUUUACCUCUGUCUUAACCUCUGUCUUUACCUCUGUCUUUACCUCUGUCUUUACCUCUGUCUUUACCUCUGUCUUUACCUCUGACUUUACCUCUGACUUUACCUCUGACUUUACCUCUGACUUUACCUCUGACUUUCUCUGACUUUACCUCUGACUUUAUCUCUGACUUUACCUCUGUCUCUUCUCUAUCUCUCUCUCUCCAUAGCGGGCAGUUCAGGAGAUGUGUGGGAGCGUGGUUCAGGGGCAGACAGCUCUCCCUCUACCCCUAAGGCCAUCAGUGACCUGGCAGCUAGGAGGGCCCGCCACAGACUGUUGUCUGGAGACACAGACAAACACGCCCAGUCCAGACCCCUCAACAAGGUCAUCAAGUCAGCCUCCGCUACCACCCUCUCACUCAUGAUUCCUGCAGGUAUGGCUGAGUGUUUUAAGAGCGAGGAAUGUGUGAUUUGUGCGCUUCUGUCUUUGUGUAUUGAUAUGUGUUGUGUGUCUGUCUGUUAAUGUAUGUGUGUCUGUCUGUCUGUGUCUGUCUGUGUCUGUUUGUGUUUGUCUGUGUGUUAGUCUGUCUGUCUCUUUUAGUGUCUGUCUGUGUAUGUCUGUCAGUGUCUCUGUCUGUCUGUCUGUCCUGCUCUGUGUUCUGUCUGUCGUCUGUGACUGUAUGUAGUGUCUGGUUUUCUCUUCUGUCUUUUAGCUAACCUCUGUUGUUUUAGACUGUGUGAAUGUGAAAACAUCAUUUAUGUGCAUUUAUACGGACGGUCUCCCAUAAACAAUCUCUUCGUCCUUCUUUUCAGCCUUAGUGUUUGUCUCCGCUCGUUUCGUCAAUCCUCGUCAGAUCUUUAGGUCUCCGCGAUGUUGAGACCUGUCCGUCCGUUGUCCAGCUCAUCUCCUGUCAUCUAUCACAAUGUGGCAAGAGUCGGCUUUCUUCUCUCUUUAGCCUCGACAUGGGGCUUUUAGAACUCUCGGAAUGUUGAAUCAUGCGUGUAGGUGCUUAUACGAUGUGUCCUAUAAAAAAUUUAGCUCUCCAUCUUAGAUCACAGUGCUCUCCCAUUCGCAGAUUGAUGCCCAUGUAACCACUUUCUGUCAAUUCCCCGUCCAGACUCUCCCCCAGUGACUUCCCCAGCCGUGGCCAACAUCAAACCGCUCUCAUCCAAAGGUGGCAGAAGUACGGCUUCACCCUCGAGCCAUCAGGUGUACAUGGGAACACAGACAUCUCACAGUGCAUCAUAGGUCUGGGUGAGGUAGGUGCUUGCUUUAUGACUCAAUAAAAGGCAUUCACUCAGAAUCCUGUCGCUUCAUCAAGAGAUUGAAUUGUCACCAGUGAAAUGAUUUGAUGUGUAAUUUCGCCCUCCUCUCUCUCUCCCCAUCUCUAUCUCUCUACUCUCACCUCUCUCCGGUCAUCUUUUAGCGCCGCAUCGCCGCGUCGCGAUUCUCACCGCCUCCAGCGAGCAUCUCCGGCAGCUCGCACCCGCCGUCAUUCGCUCGCGCGCGCCGGGCAGCGCGCGCGCUCGCUCCAUAGUCGCGCGCGCCUUCAAUGUCUCUCCGGCGCUCUCUUUCAUUUAGCGCUCUCUCCUGGCAUCGGUCCGCGCCGUCAUCGCUCGCCGCUCCGUGCACGGGCGCCGGCAUCGCGCUAGCGCAUGGCAGACGGGCUCGCGCUUAGCGCUCUCCUACCUCCGGGCAGCAGAUCCGGGAUCGCUUCCUUUAUCUCUCUCUCUCCUUUCAUCUAUCUCCUUUAAACUAUAUCUCUCCUUUCUCUCUCUCUCUCUCCUUUCAUCUCUCUCUCCUUUCAUCUCUCUCUCUCCUUUCAUCUCUCUCUCUCUCUCCUUUCAUAUAUCUCCUUUCAUCUCUCUCUCUCUCCUUUCAUCUCUAUCUCUCUCCUUUCAUCUCUCACUCCUUUCAUCUCUCUCUCCUUUCAUCUCUCCAUCUCUCUCUCCUUCCAUCUCUCUUUCUCUCUCCUUCCAUCUCUCUCUCUCUCUCCACCUGUCUCUGUCAGCAUGUAGAGGAGGGUGGUCCAGCCCAUGAUGCGGGGCUGAGAGAAGGAGACCUCAUCACUCAUGUGAAUGGAGAGGCUGUCCACGGCCUGGUCCACACUGAGGUGGUGGAGCUCAUUCUCAAGGUACACACGCACACACGCACACACACACACACACACGCACACACACGCACACACACACGCACACACACACACACACACAUACACACACACACACACACACACACACACACACACACACACACACACACACACACACACAUUAGCUCCUGUCUUACGCGUGUUGUGUGUUACCCUCAGAGCGGUGGUAAGGUGUCCAUCUCUGCCACGUCCUUUGAGAACACUUCCAUCAAGGUGGGCCCCGCCCGCAAGACCGGCUCCAAAUCCAAGAUGGCGCGUCGCAACAAGAAGACCAAGACCAAAGAUAGCAGCCAGGAAAGGUUAGUCUCUUAUCUGAACGAUCUCACACACUUACCUUUCCUCUCUGAAGUCAUGAUACAUUGAACAUAAUGGCUGAUGUUUGUAUUUUCAACUCUUUCUACUGUGUGUGUGUGUGUGUGUGUGUGUGUGUGUGUGUGUGUGUGUGUGUGUGUGUUUCCAGCAGUAGUAAGAAGAGGAACUCUCUGUUCAGGAAGAUCACUAAGCAGGCGUCUCUUCUCCACACCAGCCGUAGCCUCUCCUCUCUAACCCGCUCUCUGUCCUCUGGAGAGAGUGGACCUGGGUCCCCCACUCACAACCUGUCCCCUAGGUCACCUACACAAGGUUACCGGUCCACACCUGACUCUGCACACUCUGGUAAGACCUACACACACAGUGGGCUCACACACAUCCCUCAAACACACCGCUCACCUAAUGGACAGUACGACAUGGCCUAAUGUUGGGAAAAGGUCAUAAAAGAUGGUGGUUAUGUGUGCAUAACAUUUCAUGAAUUUGGAUGAAACCCUGAAUGUCUGUGUGUUUCUGUGUGUGUCGUGUCGUGUUUUCUCAGUAGGGGGUAACUCGUCUCAGAGCAGCUCUCCCAGCUCCAGUGUUCCUAACUCCCCAGCCAGCUCCGGUCACAUCAGGCCCAGCUCUCUCCACGGCCUGGCCCCCAAGCUCCAGCGGCAGUACCGCUCCCCCCGCCGCAAGUCAGCCGGCAACAUCCCCCUAUCCCCCCUGGCCCGCACCCCCUCCCCAACCCCACAGAGCACCUCCCCCCAGCGCUCUCCCUCCCCCCUGUCCAGCCACGGGCUGGGCUCGACCUCUAUGGGCCAGACCUUUCCCGUCAAGCUCCACUCCUCCCCACCUCUGGUCAGGCAGAUCUCCAGGCCCAAGAGCGCUGAACACCCCCGCUCCCCACUCCUCAAGCGGGUCCAGUCUGCUGAGAAGCUAGCCUCCUCCCUCUCCUCCUCCUCGUCCUCCCCAUCUCCAUCAGGCGGCGGAGGUGACAAGAAGUUGCCUGUAACGGUGACAGGGCGUAAACACAGCCUGGACAUCUCCCACGCUGAGUUUAAGAAGGAGAUGCUUCAGAGAGACCCCAGUCUGCAGAGUCUCCAGGAGUCAGCUGGGGAGAGAGAGAGUCUGCUGCUGGGGCCUGGGAUAGGGGGCCGUGGGGGUCCCGUGGAGAAGGGCAGCAUGCAAAAACCCUCCUCCUCCAGCAGGAAGCUAGGGCGUCAGGAGGGGGACGGGGGGUCAACGGCCGGGUCCCUGGGGCUUGCCCCCGGGAAGAGCAAACUGAAGGACAAGCUGUCAGCCAUCAGACAGGACCGGGCUGAGAGGAGGGAGUCACUACAGAAGCAGGAUGCUAUCCAUGAGGUAGACUCAUCAGAGGACGAGACAGACGAGGGGUCCGAGGACAGUCAGGACGGGCGUGGCAGGAACACCUGCACCUUCACCCCUCCACUGCUCCGCCCCACCUCCGUCAUGCCCACCGCCCCCCGCACAGGACCCGGGGGCACCCUCCCCUCCCUCUGUCUGUCCCCCUCCUCCACCCUGCUGCCCAGCAGAGCCACCAUACCCUCCACACUCCACGAACACAAGCCCACUCAGAGUGUUCCUUCGCUGGGAGGGAAAGACGGCGGCUCAGCCUCCUUGGAUGACUGUAGGCGGAGAGAUGGGAAGACUCCAGACCCCAGCAGCAAGUUCACCCAGAGCCCCCUGUCCAGCACCUUCGCAACCCCCGGCAGUGCUUUCAUCUCCGUCAGUAAGGACACCUUCCUGAAGCCUGCUGCUCCAUCUCCACAUCAGGACUGGAGGAGCCCCAAGCUGUCUGAGCCCAGGGGGAAGAGCAGUAGUCCUGGGUUAUGGAGUGAGGAGAGAGACUCUGGCCUGGAGGCCCCCAGAUCCAGCCCCACUGGGUCCAUAGACGGUAGAGACAUAGUCCCCACACCCAUCUCCUCCCCAGGCAUCACCAAGGAGAAGAAGGAGGCUGACAACAGGAGACAUGCUGCUGCUGCUGCCGCUGCUGCAUCCUACGCCACCCCAGACUACGCCACCCCCAGCCCCCCAGCCUCCCCAGCCCCAGUGUCAAGGUCAGAUAGCGGGGUGGACAAGAUGGUGUCACAGCUAGCCAACGUGGCUAUGAGCGUCCUGGGGCCCGUCAAACUCACCAUCCCUGGGGCCAAGGAGGCCUUUGAGAGAGCCAAGGACCAGAAUCAGAGACCCUCUGACCCCCCUCACCCCAAGGCCACACCUGACUCCCCCCUCACCGCCACCACCACUCCCCUCUCCCCCUCCCCCUUCAGACACCCUGCCCCUCAGCCCCCGCCCCGCCUGUCCUCCCAGUCUCCUCCCAGGCAGCCCUCCAAAACUGAGCCAGCCCCCCCUCCCCUUCCACAGAGGAGGCCCUCCCCUCCUAAAGACUGUACCCUGGCCCAGGGCCCCCAGCACCCCAUGGAGAUGCCGGUGGUGGUGUUACGAGGCAGCAGGGAGACUUCAGCCAUUACAGGUGUUACUGCACCGAGGAAGGGGCCCACCACCACACCCACCCAGUCCCCUACUGCGGCCUCAGAGCAGCGCAAUAGGCCAGACCCCCCGGCCCCACAGAGACCCAGCCCAGCCUCUGCAGCCUCCACCCCGCUGGACCAAACCAGCAGCAAGAAAACGUAG